AUCGUAAAUCAUGACCAGUCGGUCGCUCGGAGCGCAUCGCGACAAACAGCCUGAAAACCAUUGGAAAACACCGGUCCCGCGAUCGAUCGGCGAGCCGAUCGGCCGAUACCCGAUCUCGCUUCGUCUUCGCCGCCGGUCUUUCUCGGCCACGUUUCUUCGCGUUUCGUUCCUGCAAUCAAAAGUGACGUUCAUCGCGUACGUUUCCUUCGUUCUGUUCGAGUUCUCCCCGACGUGAGACACGCGAUCGUUCGCCAAGUGUUCGACGACGACGACGACUCGAAGAUCGUUUACAGUGGAGGGAACAGCUAUGUGCAGCAACGAGAGUCCACCGCCGGCGAAGGAACCGCUCGCCGUCGGUUUGGGCAAUCCCAUGGCCGGGUUUUUACCCGGUCUCGAACACUAUCGUCUACAAUUGUAUCAUUACGCGAUGGCCGAGAGAUUGAGACUGGCCCAACAAUUGCACCCUCAGCACCCAGGAGUCGGGCAACCGCCCUCGAGCGCUCCAACUCACCUAGGAAUGGGUCCAGGUUUCCCGGCACCGCUGCCACUUUACCCGGCGGCGGCGGCCGCCGCUGGAUAUCCCAGCAGAUUCAUCCAUCCGGCCUUGUCCAUGGCCCUGCUGCACCCUCACCAUCAACGAAUACCAGAAGAACCUAAACCGCAACACAGUUACAUCGGAUUGAUCGCCAUGGCUAUCUUAUCCUCGCCCGAGAAGAAACUGGUGCUGUCGGACAUCUAUCAAUACAUCUUGGAACACUAUCCGUAUUUCCGAACCCGCGGUCCGGGCUGGAGAAACUCGAUCAGGCACAACUUGUCGUUGAACGACUGCUUCGUGAAAUCGGGAAGAAGCGCGAACGGCAAAGGCCACUAUUGGACGAUCCAUCCGAUAAAUCUCGAGGACUUCCGCCGCGGUGAUUUCCGAAGACGCAAAGCGCAGAGGAAAGUUCGGAAAUACAUGGGUUUGGCGGUGGACGAGGAACCGGACAGUCCUAGCCCGCCACCGUUGCCACCCACCCCUCCUCCGGCUUCGAGCCUAGGACCACCGGUGGCUUCUCAGCCGCUUCCCGGUAUUUGGACUCCGCAUCAUCAACAGCAACAGCCGCAGCAGCAGCAACAACAGUUCCAGAGCCAGACGCUGAACAGGCAGUCGUCGUCGUUUCAACCGUCUUCCAGGAAGAGACAGUUCGACGUGGCGUCGCUCCUUGCGCCGGACGAUCAACAGCAUCAGAUCGAGUCCGACAUCAGGUCGGUGAAGACGAGGAGAUUCAGCUGCAGCGAGGACGAAUUGCACGAUCUCCAGGAGCCUGAUCAGGACGAAGAAGAUGUGGACGUGGACGUAGUCGCCGAGACGAACGCAGUACCCUCGCCGAACACGCCGUCGGCAAGCCCAGAUUCCAAGAUCGUCUCUUCGGCCGGCCACUGGACCACCCAACCCGUCCAAGCCACCGGCGCUCAGCAGAUGACCGCGUUGCAUCUUCAGAAUCAUCUUCAAGCGAGGAAUUAUUACGUGCCGGUGACUUCGAGUACCGGGCCCACGGUUUAAUCGUGGCAAUCGAUCGCGUCGUUACUUCUCCUCGUGGACUAUCGGCUGAACGAUAAUUCGGAACGGUUCGACCGAUCGUGACAAUGGAAUGCUGUGAAAAACGCUAUCGAGCAAUCAAGUGACGAGUUCCGAGAUCGGGAUGAAUUCUUUCUUCAUUUUUCGGCUGUCUUUCGUUCGAUAUUCGAUGUUCGAUCGUUGCUAGCUGGUGCUAAACUAGUCGUGCCAAAUCGCGGAGGUUCCUCUCAUUUAUUUUUCUCCGUUUCCGGAGGAUCACCGUUGCGAGAUCGCCUUCGUAUUCUUUGUAAGUUGUCGUACGUUCGUCGGGAGUCGACGCACCGGUGCAAUACGCUUUAGAUAAUUUCGUUCGUUAGCAUAUUUGAAACGGGAGCAACGAAUUCCCCGAUCGACCAAAUCAGGCCCCCGUUCCGACGCGACAGGACGUCGCGUCCGGGACCCUGACCGUUCGUUCGAUUUCCGAGUCCAGUACCAACUCGAACCCAUCAUAUGGCCAGCCGCAACGCGUGUUAGGGAACGAAUCUAUAUGUACUGUAUAAAUAUAGAUGUAUAAGCAUCGUGUACGUGUGUUUAAUCGGAGAUUUCGAGUAGAAUUCCACUGGGGAAUAGACGUCCGACGAUUCGUCGAGGCGAGCGUCGUCGACGUCCGCGCGAACGAGCAACGUAAAUGCUUAAGUAUGUAUAUUUGUAUACUCGUGAUCAAUGCUUAACAUUGAUUCUACUCGUGCCAAUCGUGGAAUUCUAUUCGUGAAGAUAAACGAAUUCUUGUAAAUAGGAGAUGGACGCGAAGGGAGAUUGAUGUAACUCUGUAUUGUCGGUUUCCCGGAAGAGUGACUCUGCGAGGACGGAUUUAUUGGAAUUUUCCCGAUCGCGAGAUCGCUUCUAUUGGCAAACCGAUGAUGCGAGUUUUCGUACGCGCGGGAAAUCCCGCCUGUUCAAAGUGUAAUAUAGGUAGUUAGUUGGAAGGUUCAUCGAUACUCUUGUCUUUAUUAUAAUCCGUAUCGUCGCGAACGGUAUAAACGGUGUACUCUGUGCAAAUUCUUGCUCCUUUGUAUGUACGUAUGCAUGUAUUUAUGUAUGUAUGUAUGUACUUAUAUACAAUAUGUAUGUACGUGCCUACGUAUAACGAUGCAUAGACAGUCGGAUCGUUCGUAAAUCGAAUGGAAAUGGCAAAGUAACACGGUUUUAUAACGAUUACGUCGGUUCGGUCAGCAAUGUGGAUAAAUCUGUCUCUAUCGAUCCUCGGCGCGGAACUGCCGCAUCUCGAUGCAAUUCAAGCUGAAUAAAGAUUCUGCUCCCAUGGAUGGUUA
This is a messenger RNA of Ceratina calcarata, 2868 nucleotides long. RefSeq names its product forkhead domain 102C (gene fd102C). Gene Ontology annotation, molecular function: RNA polymerase II cis-regulatory region sequence-specific DNA binding; DNA-binding transcription factor activity, RNA polymerase II-specific. The record is from RefSeq and is a predicted model, not a curated record. Bases 308 to 1543 code for a protein of 411 amino acids. Gene Ontology annotation, biological process: cell differentiation; regulation of transcription by RNA polymerase II; anatomical structure morphogenesis. Lineage: Eukaryota; Metazoa; Arthropoda; Insecta; Hymenoptera; Apidae. The transcript has a single exon.